This is a messenger RNA of Octopus bimaculoides (California two-spot octopus), 1568 nucleotides long. RefSeq names its product nonsense-mediated mRNA decay factor SMG5. Gene Ontology annotation, cellular component: telomerase holoenzyme complex. NCBI's taxonomy places the organism in Eukaryota, Metazoa, Mollusca, Cephalopoda, Octopoda, Octopodidae. Gene Ontology annotation, biological process: nuclear-transcribed mRNA catabolic process, nonsense-mediated decay. Gene Ontology annotation, molecular function: telomerase RNA binding; protein binding; telomeric repeat DNA binding. The record is from RefSeq and is a predicted model, not a curated record.
AUGACAGAUGCUAUCAUUUGUCAGACUGUGAUCAAUCAGAUUCCAGUGAAAGCAGUAAAUGCUGAGAGUCGACGCAAUCAACUCAUGAGAGAUAUGGCCCAGUUACGAUUACAGGCUGAAGUGUCUCAACUAGAGGGUUCCCUGGAAAUUGACCAACCAAUUUUCCCUCCUUAUCUGGUAGCACAUACCUCUGUACUCUGUGAUGCUCUCCCUUAUCUGAAGCAGUUAACUCAAACGGCUCGUUGUAUAAUUAUUAUACCAUUAGCUGUUAUCGAUAUUCUUGACUUUUUGAAGAAGACAAGUGCCAAAGCCCGUGAAGCCAUUCGGUGGCUUGAACUGGAGUUUCGACAUGGUAACAGAUACAUCCGUGCUCAAAAGUGCAACGAGAGAUUGUCACUGACUGGCGACAGCAACCUAAAGAAAACCAACAGAGAUGUUUGGUGCCUGGUUGAGAUUGUCGAUUGUUGUCAGUACCUUGCACAACAGAGCGGUGACUUUAGCCACAGUGGAGUGACCACAGUGCUAAUUAGUAAUGACCUAAAUACAUGCGAUGGAUCAAAUUUCAUUAAGGACAUGCAAAACAAAGGCCAAUGCCAAGAUAUUUCCUUUGAAAAAAUUACUGACUUUGUCAGCAAAUGGAAAGGAAUAUGGAAAAGUAAAGGUUGAGGUUUCUGCCCAAACUUACAGAAUGGUGGAACUUUAACAAUGAACUAUUGGUGCCAGAUUCUUCAGUUAUAUCUACCUGCGGCUGGCAUUUUGAGUGUGUUUUUGCUUGCUAUCUCUAUUGAUAACAUUGCAUCAGUACCUACUGUCUGCCACUUACUUAAUAAAAACGGAAGAGAACAGGGAUGCUGACGAUGACAACAACAACAAUGGCAACAGAAACCAACAGUGACAUCGACAGCAUUGCAGGGGAAGUUAAUCACUUUUACCACCAGCAGUAGAUUGGCCUUCAGAACUUAGAUUUAAGGAGAUAAAAAAAUAUACCAUCGACAAUAACAACAACAUCAACAACAACUGCAGUAGAAGCAGUAAUUGAAACAAAGAAAAUCAGGAGAAGAAACUGAACAUGUAAUUUCAUGCCAAGCAAUGUUGUUUUGAAGGAGACCGAAUAAUGCAAGCUGUCUUUGUCAUAUUCCAACAAUUACCUUGUAAUCUUUAUCCUGUUCUGUUUCGUCCUUCAAUCAAACAGUAAUGCUUGCACCAAACUCCCUUCCUGACUAAAAAGGAAAAAAAAAAAAAAAAAAUUUUAAUUAAGGUAUAAUAUAUAAAUAAACAGUAAAGGAAAAAUAAAAAUCUUGAUAGAACACAGAAAGAAACUGUUGGUCGUAAAAAAAAUCUUUUAAAAAAAAAAAUGAAGAAAAAUUUCUUAAUGAAUCUGCAUCAAUAAAAAAAAUAACAUAGAAAUAAUAACAACAAAAAAUGUGGCCAAGCCAGUUCUACUAGUGGCUACUGGAAACUUUGGUCCUCCCUGGAUAUGACCCGACCCCUGUUCCCUUGAAUGACAUCCCCCCACUCCUCUGUUUCAGGGCCGACAAUAGGAAAUAGAUUCAUUUUGGUGUUUUGCC